AGAGAUUCGGUCGUUGUUUGAGAAGAAAGAGAGUUCAAAGAUGACCACUGAGAACGAGAAUGUCAAUGCAAGCUCAACCAACAGUUCAAAAGUGAGCAACGAGACAUCUAAACAAGGGCCCGUGAAUGGAAAGGGCGCGGAGGAGGAGAUCGUGCGGGAGGGCUUUGAGACUAUCCAUCUAGACCAGGCGAGCCCCAGGAAAGUGAUCGACCUGGGAGAGGGGAGCCUUGCCUUGAAGCUCCUGCGGCUGAAGGGCUUCUUGUCUCGAGGAGAGAUCAGCGAUGAGCAAUACAAGCUCGAGCAGAAGAGACUGUUGAGAGUGAGAUCGUUUGGCUGUCCUGAUGGCCAUGAGCUGGAGAAAAGCGAGAAAAAAGAGCAGGGAUGGAUAUGCAACGUCUGCGAGCAGCAGAUAGAUAUAGGAUCUGUCGUUUACAGCUGUCCAAUGUGUGACUGGGACGGUUGCAGCAAGUGUCUCAACGAGGCCAAGGCGACGGUCAAGGCUGCGGAGACAGAACAGGCAGGGAGCAGCGUCGAGCGCAUCUUGUUCCAGUGCGGAGGAAACCAUCCCCUGUCCUGCCAUCGUGCGAAGACCUACCAGUACGAGUGCAACCUCUGCCGCGAGUCACUUCCGAUGAAGUCGCUUGUAUUCAGCUGUCGUGAGUGCGACUGGGACGGUUGUGGCCUGUGCUAUGCCCGAGUGGGGAUGAAGGAUGCGAAGAUCGACAUGCAGACCGAAGUGGCAAAGCACGUUUGCCCAUCUCAGCACGUCCUCUAUGAGUUUUCCACUCCUAACUCGGAGUGGGCCUGUGACACUUGUAGAUCGGAGGUGUUCCGUUGGCGCUUCCACCCCUUUGAUCUCAAGGUUGUCUGCAGAUUGCUCAGGGUGCUAUCAUGUACGGCUGUAGAGAGUGUGAUUGGGAUAUAUGCAUCGAAUGCCUUUCCAAACAAGUCAAGCUCCCUGAAGCUGUGCAAGAAGCGCUUCCGAAGAAAGAGCCUUCUCUUGCCAGUGACAUCCUUCGGUUGAAGCAGUCGAAGCUUGCAGGCUGGUUGACGGAGGAGGAGUUCACCGUAGAGCUCAAGAAGUUGCUUGCGUCUCAGGGGAAGCCAACAACCCCCAGGGACGGAGUGCAGGUCACGCAGCAGACUGGAGGCGUCAAGCAGGAGCCUACCAAGACGGAGCCAAGGCAAGAGAUUCUUUCCAACUUCGGCUGCCUUAAGAAACAUGAGCUGAAGAUGUUCAAUGCCCCAGACGAUCAGUGGAGGUGCAAUCUAUGCAACCAAAUUGUCCAGGUCGGCACAGUGAUGCUGGGCUGCCGGGCCUGUGACUGGGAUGGUUGUCAUGCUUGCUACGACAAGGAUAGGGAAGAGAAUGCACAGCUCGUCAAGGGGAGCCCCUGCUGGUACAAGAAGCCCGACGGUAGCCUUGUCCAGGCGGUCAUCGAGAGUGUCGAUCAAGCUCACUCUCCGCCCUCCUACAUCGUGGUAGUGGAAGGCAGUGCGCGCGAGACAGAGCGGGAGAGGCUACUUGCCUUCCUUCCUCUCGCGAAGUCGGUGGAGCUGCAGCAGGAACAAGAGAAGCUGCGAGCUGAGGCGACCUCGAAGGUUGGCGCGGAGGCUCCCGAGCCAUCUUCGUAGUUCCAGCGAUGCCUGACCAGAUGCCUAGCUGUGAGUCACGACCCCUUUAAUAUGAUCGGACACGCAGAUCACGUUUUAACGGAAUAACAGUACACAUGGGCACCCAGCCCACUAUGAAAG
Messenger RNA from Guillardia theta CCMP2712, 1755 nucleotides. RefSeq lists its product as hypothetical. NCBI's taxonomy places the organism in Eukaryota, Cryptophyceae, Pyrenomonadales, Geminigeraceae. The record is from RefSeq and is a predicted model, not a curated record. Bases 41 to 1024 code for a protein of 327 amino acids. The transcript is spliced from 13 exons.